UGGAGAGAGAGAAAAAAGAGGAAGAGAGAGAGAGAGAGAGAGAGAGAGAGAGAGAGAGAGGGAAGUAGGAGUUUCAGGGCUGAAUUUUAUUCCUCUCCAAGACAGAAAGAAAAAACACAACACAACCUCUGACACAGAGACAGAAUGAGAAUGAGACAGAAAUAGUCUGAGGAAUAGAGAGAUACACAGAAGGAGAAAGGAGAAAAGGAAAAGCAUAGUAUAUAGGCGUGCACACACACACACACACACACACUCACACACACACACAGAGGUGGACAGGGAGAGACAGCAUGAGGCAGACUGAAAAAGGGGGACACAGACAGACUGCAUGGACACUGAAAAGGCAGAUUGAGCUAAACACUGAAAAGUGUUACCUAAAAACCAUCUGACACAGCAGCAGUCGAUGGUUCCCCCAGAAUGAUUGUAAACCCCAGAUCCUUAACUGUCUAAGAGAACUAUGCAAGGCCUAACGGGGGAGAUGUCCACGUUCUUUAACAUGUGUGUGUGUGUGUGUGUUUACACAGUUUUCACUUGUUCCCAUCUCAUCACAACUGUUUUGCCAUUUGUAAACAUUUCAUCAAGAUUUUACCUUUGAUUACAAAUGAAUUACAGGAAAAUGGAUCUAAAUAUAUCUAAAUAUAAUGGCUAGCUGACUGUAAACAAUAAGAUUGUAAAACUAAGAGUUUACUUGGUUUUGGUGAGGAUAAAUAAACUCUUUGUUAAAUGUUCUCAGGCGUGUUCUUGUAAAUUUACAGAUUACAGAUAGUUUUAAUGACUGUUUACUGCUACAUCUCAGGACCUGUCCAAGGACCAUGUCCUGUUGAAGUCUUUGAUGUAACGACUUACAUUAACUUACAGUGUCCUGUAUUCAUUCAUAAUAACAAUGGUAUAAAAAAAAAAAAAGACGUUUUGCUGUUGGUCCUAUUGGCUUCUAUUUAUAAAUCAUAAAUAACUUCAUGAGUCAUAAAAUACAGACAUGGAAUUUUAAAAUAAAACACAUGUUGUAAACUGUUUAAAGGCCAUAAAAAGGGAAAAUGUUUCUCAUUAAGAUGUAAUAAAAAAAAAAAUUAUCUUGUGAAUUUCACUUGGAGGUCGAUGUGUGUUACAAAACAGCCAAACAGGACUACUUACAGCACACAGUUCUUGGUGAAGGAGCAGUAUAAAAUGUCAUGAAAGGGUUUGAUGCUGCCAUCUAGUGUUCAACCAGGUAGGUUGGAUACUCUGCUGAUUCCUGUUAUCCAUGGGAAACCAAUGAUAUUUAAUGGUACAGCAGGACCCACUUUAGAUUUAUGCAGUUUCUUUAAUAAAUGUCAUUGUGUAAGUAGCCUAGCCUACUUGGAGGGACAGUGUUCUGCAGGAAGUUCAAGCAUGCGUUAACCUCGGCUAUAGGCAAGGAAUCCGAAAAGGGGAGGCGCAAGACCACAUCUGAAUCGAGUAUCGCACAACCAGAACGUAAACAAUGGUCGGGAAUAGUUAGGCCUAUACAAUUACGCAAUAUUUAUCCUAGUAAUAGUUAAGUUAAAAAAAAAGAAUCCGUGCAAAAAGGACACUCUUCAAAUCCGAGGCCAAAACGACAGGUGCUUGCUUGCACGUGUCUGUUGUCCGAAGUUCAAAACAGAACCGUAGGCCGAGCCGAGCCGAGCCUAUGAGGGUAGGAAGUGCAAAAGUCUUCAAGAGUCAAAUGAGCAGCCAACCAGAAUCACUUGAGCAGAGUGCAAUCUCGCAUUUGAGACAGAGCAAUCUCGGAUUCGGAGGAGGAACCCCCCUCCCCAGAACAACUCUGACGGUCAGCAGAGACAAACAUGAUCAGCAGAGGGACCACCACUUGUUCCAACAGCCGAAGGAGGCCUUCAUUCAGUGUGGUGGAGUUUGUGGAUGAACUUGGCCCUGAUAGCUGCAAGAAGGUGGACAUCAUCCCUUCCAAGUGGUUGGAGGGUCCUGACAGAAACGAAUGCUGGUGGCCACCAAGUUCCAUGCUCAAUGUGGCCAAGGCCGUGGAAGAGGGCAUGCCACCAGCUAGCAACUGGACACUGCGUGAAGUGCGUGUGCUGGCAAAUGCAGAUACUUAUGCAGAUGCCAGAGUAAAGCUACAUCAAGCUGAGUAUUCAUCUGACCUGACUGACACCAAAGGUGGCUCGAGAAAAAGAAAGGCAAGUGCAAAUGUCCUCCAAAGAAAAAUGAGCAGCCAAUCAGAAUCACGUGGGCGUUUGGAUUCAGAGGAGGAACUUCCACGCACCCCCCCAGACCAAGUCCGAGGGCCGGCGGAGAAGAACAUUAUCAGCCGAAACACCAGCCCUCCUGCCCAACAAGAUGCCAGGGCCACUGCCCAGCGAGACACCUGCCCUGCUCUUCAGGGAAUCGGCCACCCCACUUGUGAAGCCAUGUUGUCUAGAAUUAUUACAAUGUUAGAAAAAAUGAAGGAGACUCAAGAGGUCCAUAGUAUGAUGUUAAAUGCCUUGCCGAAUAAGCAAGGCGUACCGACGAUAGAGGACUCCGAAGGAUCGGCCUCACCUCUAAGAAUCCAAGCUGACGUUCAUGUUCUCAAUGAGGAGCAGGGGGAGACAGAUGUUGGCAUGGUGACAGAUGUAGGGAGCACAAGUGUGGACAAAGCAACACAGCACAAGGUUCGGAAGAAGAACAUGCCGUCAAAAAGCAAACUGCAAAAAGCUGAGAGGGAGCAGUCAAAACGGUCCAAAGGUGAACAGAGUCCGAAAAAGCAGUCUUCAAAGAAAGUCUACAAUAGAGAGGACGUGGCGCUAGCUUUGGGGGAGCUGCAGGUUGGGGGGAGCCUUCGCAAGGUUGCGGCAAAGUACCACAUCCCCCACACAACCUUGCAGGACUACAAGAAAAAUAAGUACAUGCACCAUCCUCACCCCAACCGCAUCCUGACUCCGGCCGAGGAGGAUGCCCUGGUGGACUACAUUCGGUGGAUGAGUGAGCACGGCUUCUCCAUCACACACGCGGUGGCCAAGACGCUCGCUUUGGAGAUGGUGGAGGCCACAGGUCGCCCCACCUUGGUCAACCUGGAGGGAGGCUUCAGCAAAAUGUGGUGGUUCCGUUUCCGUCGCCGCCACCGGGACAUAACCUCAAGAACACCUGACACCCUGGACCGCAACAGGCCUCAUGGAGCAACGGAGGAGGCUGUGGCUGUGGAUGGGCUCUUCUCUCUCAUUGAGCCCCUCUACGCUAAGCACGGUCUGGGAGAUAAGCCGCACCUAAUAUUUAACUGCGACGAAACAGUGUUUGGUCAAACCCAUUCCAGAGAAAUGGUCUUCUGCCAGAAGCAUGUAGAUUCCCAGCAAAACACUUUAAAGGAUGCUAUAACUGUCCACUGCUGUGUAAGUGCAAGUAGUGAGAGUAUCCCACCCCUUAUUAUUUUCGCCAAAUCCCUCCCCAAAGCUUCCUACGCCCUAGACGGGCCCAAAGACGCGCUGUACGGCGUCUCUAAGGAGGGCUAUAUGGACAGUGACCUGUUUGUGAAGUGGCUGGGCCACUUUGUGAAAUAUGCCCCCACCGAGCGCCCCCUUGUUUUGUUCCUGGACCAACGUGAGACGCACGUCUCCAAAGACGUGGUCAACUUCUGUCAAGACAAGGGCAUCGAGCUGGUGUGCUUACCGGCGAACACCACGCACAUGCUCCAGCCGCUGGACGUGUCUGUGUUCGGGCCGCUGAAGCUGGCGUCCCAGUUGGGGCUUGUUCGAGGGGACCGGGUGAGCAAGCGGCGGUUUUCUGCGCUUUUUAAGUGCGCAUACCGCAAGGCGGUGACACCAACCAAUAUAAAGAGCGGGUUCAGUAAAACGGGCCUCUUCCCACUGGACAGGGCGGCGGUGGAUUCUCCACAGAUCGUGAAAACGACAGCCUCUGCUUUGCGUGCUGCCUCCACCAGUGAUGCUGCUGCCGGCCCUGAUGCUGCUGCCGUCCCUGAUGCUGCUGCUGCCCCUAUAGAGGUUCUUAAGAAGAACAAACCAUCAAAAAGAAAACUGCAAAAAGCUGAGAGGGUGCAGUCAAAACGGUUCAAAGGUGAACACCAAAAAAGUCCAAAAAAGCAGUCUCCAAGGAAAGGCUACAAUACAGAGGACGUAGCGCAAGCUUUGGAGGACCUGAAGGCUGGGGGGAGCCUUCGCAAAGUUGCGGCAAAGUACCACAUCCCCCACACAACCUUGCAAGACUACAAGAAAAAGAAGUACCUGCACCAGCCCCACCCCAACCGCGCCCUGUCUCCGGCCGAGGAGGAUGCCCUGGUGGCCUACAUCCAGUGGAUGAGUGACCGCGGCUUCCCCAUCACACGCACGGUGGCCAAGACGCUCGCUUUCCAGAUGGUGAAGGCCUCAGGCCGCCCCACCAUGGUCAACCUGGAGGGAGGCCUCAGCAAAAUGUGGUGGUCGCGUUUCCGUACCCGCCACCCAAACAUAUCCGCAAGAAAAGCCGACACCCUGGACCGCAAAAGGGUUCAUGGAGCAACGAAGGUGGCUGUGGAUGGGCUCUUCUCUCUCAUUGAGCCCCUCUACGCCAAGCAUGGCCUGGGAGAUAAGCCGCACCUAAUAUUUAACUGCGACGAAACAGGGUUUGGUCAAACCCAUUCCAGAGAAAAGGUCCUCUGCCGUAAGGGGCAGAAGCAUGUAUAUUCCCAGCAAAGCACUUCGAGGGAUCCUAUAACUGUCCAUUGCUGUGUAAGUGCAAGUGGUGAGAGUAUCCCUCCCUUUAUUAUUUUCGCCAAAUGCCUCCCAAAUGAUGUCUAUGGCCUAGAAGGGCCAAAAGAUGCGCUGUACGGCGUCUCUGAGAAGGGCUAUAUGGACAGUGACCUGUUUGUGAAGUGGCUGGAACACUUUGUGAAACACGCCCCCACCGAGCGCCCCCUUGUUAUGUUCCUGGACCAACAUGAGACGCAUGUCUCCAAGGACGCGGUCGACUUCUGCCGAGGCAAGGGCAUCGAGCUGGUGUGCUUACCGGCGAACACCACGCACAUGCUCCAGCCACUGGACGUGUCUGUGUUCGGGCCGCUGAAGAAUGCCUUCACCAAGCUGGCGUCCUCCUUGGGGCUUGUUCGAGGGGACCUGGUGGUGAGCAAGCGGCGGUUUUCUGCGGUUAUAAAGCACGCAUACCUCAAGGCGGUGACACCUGCCAAUAUAAUGAGCGGGUUCAGGAAAACAGGCCUCUUCCCACUAGACAGGGCGGCGGUGGAUUAUUCACAGAUUGUGAAAAUCACUUCCUCUUCUUCGCGUACUGCCCCCGGUGCUUCCGCUGUCUCUCCUGGAGGUACCCCAGCCGUUUCUCCAGCCACAGACCCCUCUGUCUGUGCCACCACCACUGCCUCCUCUAGUGAUGCUGCUGCUGCCCCUGAUGCUGUUGCCCCUGAUGCUGUUGCCCCCUGAUGCUGUUGCCCCUGAUGCUGUUGCCCCAGAUGCUGUUGCCCCAGAUGCUGGUGCCCCUGAUGCUGUUGCCCCAGAUGCUGUUGCUUCCGCCCCUGAUGCUGUUGCUCUUGCCCCUGAUGCUGUUGCUCUUGCCCCUGCUUCCGCCCCUGAUGCUGUUGCCCCAGAUGCUGUUGCUUCCGCCCGAUGCUGUUGCUCUUGCCCCUGCUUCCGCCCCUGAUGCUGUUGCUCUUGCCCCUGAUGAUGUUGCCCUUGCCCCUGAUGAUGUUGCCCCUGCUUCCGCCCCUGAUGCUGUUGCUUUUGCCCCUGAUGCUGUUGCUGCCCCUGUGGGAGAUGCCAGCUCCAGCAUUGCUACCGCUGCCCCUAGUUGUGCUACCAACCGGUAUGGUGUCUGUUCAACUUGCGGUUCGAAGCCGAACCCCCUGGUGCUGGCUGGCUUAAUCCCGGAGGAGCUUGCAAACAUUCUGGUCCCCCCCAAGUUUGUGAAGUCCGACUCUCCCCGGAAGCGCCUGCCUCUCCCAGCGAGGGUGAUCACGUCGGAGGAAUAUGCCGCCCUCUUGGAGGAAAAACUCGCUGAGGAAAGGGCCAAACAAGAUAAGAAGAGACGACGGAAGAGGAAGAAGAAGGAGGAAUGUUAAAGAAAAUGGGAGGAGUCAAGCAGACGAGGAGUUGCGGCCACAGUCGUGAUGCGGAUGCUGAUGCUGACUACAAGCAACGCUCUCUGGCUUCUUGUAAGCCUCAAAUUACUUGUGAUCAAGUGAACUGUGUGAACUGUUGUUUGGACUACACCAAUGUUGUCGAUUAGUGAAUGGUAGCUCAUUACUUACUGUAUCUGAAGGACCUUGCAAUUGAAACUCACAAGACAAAUACACAAGCCAAAGGGGGCUGUAGAGACCGAUUCAAUAAUACAACAUUUUUUUAUUGCUUAAACUGCCAUUAGGACAAUCUAUACCAAAAAAGGGCUAUAGUCUGAGCACACAUACAAGAAAUUAAACAUUGUACAGACAUCGGGUAAAAUAGAAUUUUU
Molecule: messenger RNA, 6396 nt
Organism: Alosa sapidissima (American shad)
Lineage: Eukaryota; Metazoa; Chordata; Actinopteri; Clupeiformes; Clupeidae
Exons: 13
Coding region: 1803-5372 (1189 amino acids)
Cellular component (GO): nucleus
Molecular function (GO): DNA binding
Source: RefSeq, a predicted model, not a curated record